Messenger RNA from Nothobranchius furzeri (turquoise killifish), 3186 nucleotides. RefSeq names its product sorting nexin-18. The record is from RefSeq and is a predicted model, not a curated record. Gene Ontology annotation, biological process: protein transport; endosomal transport; cleavage furrow formation. Gene Ontology annotation, molecular function: protein binding; phosphatidylinositol binding. NCBI's taxonomy places the organism in Eukaryota, Metazoa, Chordata, Actinopteri, Cyprinodontiformes, Nothobranchiidae. Gene Ontology annotation, cellular component: cytoplasmic vesicle; plasma membrane.
CACCCUCCGUUACUCGGUCAGCUACGUGUUGAGAGUCUAACCAGCAUCCCAGAGAGGGAACAUCGUCAGCCUGUCUCUCUUCAGAGGAAUCAAUGAAGCCACCGCGCAGGAUCGUCAGCUCACAACUCUUCACUACAGUUUAGAAAAGACUUGACUUCCCUUCUUUUGACACUUUUCUCGACUCGGACUUCUUCCGUGUGGAAACAAAUGAUAUCUGAACCCGUCGAACUGGGGAUCAGAGAGAGAGAGGAGGUGGGUGUCGGGCUGCUUGUUUCUUUGCUUGCUUCGCGCAUUAAUUGUGGAUACAAGUUAUGGACUAGCUGCAGCAGUUUUUUUCUCUGAGCGUUAAGUAAACCAUCCCAGAAAGUUCUUCAGGAAACUUUGCAUAAACAGUCGCAAAGACGCGCAAAGCCCUGUUAGUACGGAUUGGACAAUGGCAUUAAAAGCCAAAGUGUUAUAUGACUUCCACGCUGAAAACCCAGGAGAAAUCUCCAUAGCAGAGAGUGAGCUGGUGAGUGUGUUCACUGAGGAGGAGCUGGAUGGAUGGCUGGAGGGGGAGAACAGCAGGGGAGAGGUUGGCCUCUUUCCUGCCUCAUAUGUUGACAUCAUCAGAGACCACAUCAGCGCCAGCAACAACGGCUUCUCCUCACCUAAAACCAUCACCCAGCCCCCUGCCCGUACCUCAUCCUCUGACUCCCAGUCUCAGAGAGGAUUUAAGGUCGGCAGUGGUGGGGGAAGCAGCUUCAACACCAGCCAGGGCAGUGAUGAUGACUGGGAUGAUGACUGGGAUGACAGUUCUCCUGCAGCAUAUGAGCCUCAGGGUUUUGGCAGCACCCCUCCCAUGUAUCCGGUCGCCACCUCCUUGCCGACCCGCAGGAGUAGCCAACAACAGCAGCAGGCCAAGGGCUCGGCCACGGUGGGGAGAAACCUCAACCGGUUCUCCACCUUUGUCAAAUCUGGAGGUGAGGCUUUCCUGCUUGGGGAAGCAUCAGCUUUUGUGAAAGACGGGGACAAGAUUGUCGUGGUGAUGGGGAACCAUGGACCACAGUGGCAGGAAGACCCCUACCCAUUCACAUGCACCAUCGACGACCCCACUAAACAGACCAAGUUCAAAGGCAUGAAGAGCUACAUGUCCUAUGGCCUUACCCCAACUCAUACCAACAUUCAAGUAAACCGCAGGUACAAACAUUUCGACUGGCUCUACGCUCGUCUUGUGGAGCGUUUCCCCGUCAUCUCAGUGCCCCACCUGCCAGAGAAGCAGGCCACAGGCCGCUUCGAGGAGGACUUCAUCUCCAAGAGGAGGAAGGGUUUGAUUUGGUGGAUGAACCACAUGACCAGCCACCCAGUGCUGGCCCACUGUGAUGUCUUCCAGCAUUUCCUGACAUGUGGGGCCGACGAGAAGGCCUGGAAAAUGGGCAAGAGGAGGGCAGAAAGGGAUGACCUGGUUGGAGCAAACUUCUUCCUCACAAUCAGCACACCAACUGUUCCUCUGGACCUUCAGGAAGUUGAGAACAACAUUGAAGGAUUUAAAGCCUUUGCGAAGAAAAUGGAUGAAAACAUUGUUUCCAUGAACACAACCAUUACCGAAUUUUCCCGCAAACAGAUGACGGGGUUCAAAAAAGAGUACCAGAAGGUUGGGCAGUCCUUCAGACUCCUUGGACAGGCGUUUGAACUGGAUCAGCAGGCCUUCUCAGCAAGUCUGAACAAGGCUCUUGCCUAUACAGGUGAGGCCUACGAGGCCAUUGGAGAGUAUUUUGCAGAGCAGCCUCGUCAGGACCUGGAACCUAUUUCUGACCUGCUGGACCUCUACAGGGGACAUUUGGCCAAUUAUCCUGACAUCAUUCAUGUACAGAAAGGCGCACUGACCAAGGUUAAAGAUUGUCCGAAGCAGGAAGGCGAGCUGAACGAACGCUGCAACAUCAUAUCUUGUGCCACACUGGCAGAAAUCCAGCACUUUCACCGCACGCGUGUGCGAGACUUCCGCUCUCAGAUGCAACAUCACCUUUGCCAGCAGAUCAGCUUCUUCCAGAAGAUCACAGCUAAGCUAGAGGAGGCUCUGCACAAGUACGACGAUGACCAGUGUGUGAAAGCAUCAGGACCAUAACAGAAAGUCUGGCAUGAGCUUUAGUUACAUCCAUUGUGUAGCAUCUUGUUGGCUUAUGUAUGUGAUAGAUCUUCCAUCUGACACAAGUACUUGAAAAAAAAAACAUACAAAUCAUGACAGUUUGUUGGAUUAUCUGAACAACUGUGACGAGUUUACCAGUUGCAGGCAUUUUAGCGCUCUGUGCACAGCUCAGUGGCACUGUGGAAGGUAUUAACCCAGCUCCCAGCAUGCUGCAGCUUGAAUCAUGAGUUCUGGGUCAUGUCACUUCCUCUACCACUCCAACCCAUUCAUGUUUGUUUAACUCAACAAAAACAAGGACUCCAAGUUCCACGAACAACUUUAAAUCAGUGCUUCAAUAAAGAGAAAGACUACACAAACUUUUUAAACCAUAGUCUCACUAUAUGCUUAUUGUUACUUGAAUGACCUACUCAGUAUUGUGUGUUUGCACAGUUUGCAGAUGUUUGUAACUGUGAAAAGUGGCUAAGGGGACAUCAUCUGCUCAUCACAUGUGGUUGAAUAAAAAUUUAAUUUGACAUUUCUGACCUCUUUCUUACCUUUCACAAAUGCUAAUAUUUUUCUAUGAUCUGGCAUAAUAUUUAGAUUAAAUGCAGCUUUUUCAUUUAUAGGAGUUUUAAAAAGCCCAAUCUACCCUACAGUCAGAGGUCAAGAUCAGGGUACAGGGAUGUUGCAUUUAAACGGGAGUCAAUUUAAAAAGGUUAGAAUUAUAUUUUAAAAUGUGUUUGUUGAAAUUGAUGCAAGUUUAUUGGUUGUGAUCUCACCAAAAAAACAACUAGUUAAAACAAAGGCCACGAACUACAUACUUGUAAAAAAAUAACAAUAAUUUAAAAAAGAUCUCAGCUACAGUUUUACAGUAGUUGUUGCUAAAAAGUGUUACAUAAAAAUAAUAAAAGUGUUACAUGGAGACGUUCUGACAAAUGUGAUCAUUUCAGGUUUAUUUCCAUGCAUUACAAGGUUUACAGCACCCUUAGUUGUUGUAUUUAACAGAGUCCUUAAAUGAAUGUACCUGCGCUGAAAGACAUUUAUUGACUCACGUUCAAUAAAUAAAGAAGAAAAUAACUAUC